AUGACUGAGUAUAAUGUAGUUAGUGACCGACCUAAUCGAGCAUUCUUAGUUGAACCAUCCAAUCAUGAAUACCUCUCAAAAAGAAUUGACAUAUGGCACAACAAAACAUCCCAAUGCUCAUUUGAUUCUUUACCUGAACCAAUUCAGUUGUACAUUUUCUCAAUGUUGGAUUCUUGGAACCUUCUUAAAGUGUGUGAAGUUUGUAGAACGUGGGAGAGAUUGGGUUCAGACGAAGUUCUUUGGAGGAAAAAGUUGAGUAGAGAUGUGAAGAAGUGGAAUGUGCUUGGCAACUCAUUUAAUCCUGAUACCAUGUUGAAUAUGAGCUACAAAGAAGUAUAUAUGUCUUGCUGUCCAUCUUUGAAAAGACAAAAGUUGCCACUAAUGCAUCAGAUUACAAAAGCACUAAGAUCAUUGGCCUAUAUGAUAAACAAAAAAGUACCAAAGCUAGCCAUGUUUGGUCCUGGACUUGAGUCAAAAGGUACCAAAUUAGUCCGAAACUUACUUCAAGAUAGAACAAACCUAUUUGAAUUUAUUUCUUUAUUUCCCGGAAGAUUUGAAGGAGUAGGUGGAGGCAUAAGAUUAAAUUUGAACCCAUACUCUCUGGAGUUCGACCUCAUAACACUUUACACAACAAACCAAAAUGAGCGAGAAACCAGAUCAGCCACGGAGAGGGCAUUGCAAAACAGAUUGUUCGCCAAUCAAGAACAAACGAAACUGCAAAAAGCUAUUAAAGAUUUGUGCAAAACACUUGAUGGGUUGAUUUACGUCGUUGAUGCCCACUGCACAGAUGAAGAUCUAUUAUGUGGUCUGCCGGAAUUAUUAGCUCUCUCAAACGAAAUCCUCAUCCCGUCACAGAUGCCUCUCCUUGUUCUUUUGUGCUCCAAAGCUGGAAAUAUUCAGCACAGAUCUAGUAUUGAUGUCAUCAGGUUAUUGCAACUCUCAAAACUCACGCGACCGUGGCAAAAAUAUAAAAAAUCGCUAACAUUAGGUCACCAAUGUUAA
This is a messenger RNA of Helobdella robusta, 1002 nucleotides long. RefSeq lists its product as hypothetical. Gene Ontology annotation, cellular component: SCF ubiquitin ligase complex. The coding region runs from base 1 to 1002 and encodes 333 amino acids. NCBI's taxonomy places the organism in Eukaryota, Metazoa, Annelida, Clitellata, Rhynchobdellida, Glossiphoniidae. Gene Ontology annotation, biological process: SCF-dependent proteasomal ubiquitin-dependent protein catabolic process; protein polyubiquitination. The record is from RefSeq and is a predicted model, not a curated record. The transcript has 9 exons. Gene Ontology annotation, molecular function: protein binding.